AUGCAGCCAACAUGGCGAGACAGGAAAACUAUGAGAGCAAAUGGGACGACGAACUCACUUUUAAAGCAGGCCAUAGUUAAUCGCUUAAAACCUUCACUGACUUCCGAAAACAACCAAGCCCCAAUCAAGCACUCAUUGACGGCUAAUUUGUCCAGCGUUUUGAUGAAAGGAAAUGAAAGAGAAGAUGUUACCAUAAGUACCGUAAAAGAAAUGGAUAAACUAGAGAAUAUGGAAGGUAAAAAGAGCGGUAUGAUACCUGCGUCUUUGAAAAACGAAGAUCAGGAAAACUUUUGUGCGAGGAAAAUGACCCAAAGUUCUAAAAUUGAGGAGAAGGAGAGGAAUUGUUCCGCCCAAUCCUCGUCGGGAUAUAUCAGUGAUGAAAUAAAGGCGACCGUCAGUUGUGGGGAAGAAAUUUGUUAUCAUGAGCCAUCUCCUCGCGAAGAAGUUAGCCAUUUGUUACUGUCCAGCAAUGAUUAUGAAAAAUACCUUAAAUUAUGCCGUGUGAAUGACCAUGCUGCCGUAGAGGCAAGCCAAUCGAUGUGUGAGGCAUUGGAUGCAAAAACAAAAGCCUUGUCUUUUAAUAGUAAGAGAAAAGCUAAAAUUGGAACGAAAGAAAAUUCUACAGUUAUAGAGCUAACGAAAUAUUCUGGUCACAAGGAGCCCAUCAGUGCUCAACCAAAUACGGAAGAAAUGCAAAGUCCUGCUAAUUCACCGCCACGACCAGUUGAAGAACAACCUAGUCUGCAAUCUUCCAAACAAAUCACGUUUACAGUGCCAGAGGUGCCCAUUGCUCUUGCAUUGUCAAAUGAUGAUGAGACCCAGGUAUCGCUCGGGAACAAAACGAUGCGCAGUGGUAGAAACAGACACGACUCCACACUGAAUGAAUCACUACGCAGUUCAUUUGGUUCUCAAAAAAGUGUCACAUUCAACGAUAAAGUGGAAAUGCACGAAAUCGAGAGAAAUAGGACAUCUUCAAGUGAAGAAGACAUCACGCUCAUGAGAGAGGGUGAGGCGAGCAAGUCCAGUUUUGAGACACACCAUCAUCGCAUGCACUUACUUCAGAGCCCAGAAAAUGAAGUACAGCAUGAAUAUUUAUAUGACAUCGACAAGGAAGACGAUAAUAUUUCAAGGAUAGCAUCAGCCCUAGAGCAACCCCUGCACUCCUAUUUGGCGCAAGAGCUGGAAAAGAGCGAUGACGAAGAAUCGGUUGAAGCACAUUCACCAUCUUUUUCACUAUUUCUCACUAAAGAACAGCCAAGAGGAGAAUUAUCUGCCGAACUACAACCGCUCUUUGACAGAGUCGAAAAUGAUAUUGGUUCAGUUCUUCUUAGAAAAAGAACAGCCGCUUCACACUCUAUUGGAGUGCAAACAACUGAGUUUUUCAACCCAAUUUCACAACAGGCCGUAGUUAGAACACCCAAUAAAAAUGAGAAUGAUAGUUUUGACACGUUUCCUCGCUCAGCAAGUGGCUAUUUUGAGGAAUCCUCUUAUCAAAAAGGAGUGCAAAAUAGUUCAUUAUAUAUUCCGAAAAAUACCAAUACGUUUACGGACGCUGUUUCAUUUGUUACGACGAGGAAAUCAAGAGUAAAUGAUGCUAUUCAAACCUCGAAUUACGGCGACUUUCUUAUAGACAUCGCUAAAAGGAGUGGACAACUCAGCAGAUCACAAUCGUUUGAAAAGUUAUUGCCACAGCACAUACAAACGCGAGCGACAUUCCUCACUUCACUACCUGAAACAGCAAGACGAGAUGAAAUCGAGAAUCAAAUGAAAAGUGAAUUCCUUGCCCGGUUCGGAGCGGGUCGACGAGCACCAGUUGCUGAAGACGAUCCUUGCGAUCCGAUUCACACUGUGGCAUCGCUCGACUCUGUCUUUUCCACCGACUCUCAAGAGUCUGUCGUUUCGGAGGUAUCUAUCCGAAAAGAGAGCGCUACCCAUAGACAUUUCAAUUACUGA
This is a messenger RNA of Angiostrongylus costaricensis, 1953 nucleotides long. The record is from the annotation of a GenBank genome assembly. Lineage: Eukaryota; Metazoa; Nematoda; Chromadorea; Rhabditida; Metastrongylidae.